Molecule: messenger RNA, 763 nt
Organism: Syzygium oleosum
Lineage: Eukaryota; Viridiplantae; Streptophyta; Magnoliopsida; Myrtales; Myrtaceae
Product: peroxynitrite isomerase Rv2717c
Exons: 3
Coding region: 102-566 (154 amino acids)
Source: RefSeq, a predicted model, not a curated record
GACUGAGCAGCGAGCGUGCGAGCGAGCCAAGGACAGCGGAGAAAACCAGACAGGGGCAGCCUACAGGAGGCGGAGGAGGAAGAAGGCGAAGAAGAAGAAGAAUGAUGCAUGGAGCAGUGGAAGGGAUUGGGUACCUGGUGGGGACGUGGAGAGGGGAAGGGCGAGGCGUGUAUCCCACCAUCGACUCCUUCGCCUACACGGAGGAGCUCACCUUCUGUCAUCCCGACCCUCGCAAGCCCGUCCUUACCUACUCCCAGCGGACCUGGAACCCCAUCACCUCCCUCCCCAUGCAUUCCGAGUCCGGCUUCUGGCGCCCCAAGCUCGACGGCUCUCUCGAGGUUGUCCUUGCUCAGAGCACCGGCCUCGUUGAAGUCCAGAAGGGGACCUUCGACGCGGACCAGAAAGUCAUCUGCCUUAAGAGUGAUCUUGUGGGGAACGCUUCCAAGGUGAAAGACAUCACUCGAGUGUUCAAGCUGGUCGAUGGGGAAUUGUCUUAUGUUGUUGAAAUGGCCACCGCCUUGACCAGUCUUCAGCCCCACCUUAAGGCUGUGCUCAGAAAAGUUUGACACCAUCAUCUUCUGAUUAUGUGUGCCGAUGUCUCAGUUGACAUGCCCUUUGGAUAUAUGCAUAAACAAAAAUCAGAAUACACAGGAAUAGAAUGAGAGGUCAGUCUCGUGUCAAAUUUCUCUAAGACUUACGGAUAUAUUGUGCUGUAUGCCCACGGACAAGAAAAUUGAAUGGAGGUGAUUUUUUAUGGCCCCUA